GCCAAGUUGACUUUGAAAGAACCCCAGUAGUGGGACCAGGUCGGAAGCAAAGCAAGUCCCAAACUGAGCGUUUCUGGUCAAAGAUUCUAUUCUUUUUUAAAAGACACUGUGUUACUGGAGCCAGGCCUGGAUCUUUUAGCAUCCAAUUGAGCUGCAAGUAGCUCAUAGAUUGGUUUUGGUUUUGUUUUUUGUUGGUUUUUUUUGGUUUUUUAUUCAUGUUUGUACAAUCUUCUGGAUUUUUUUUUUCAAGAAGGAGUAAAAGGGAGUGUUGGAAACUAACAAACAGGAUUAAAACCCUGAGCGCUUAAAGGAGAGCAGGUUAAGGAACUUAAUCCAGGAUGGAUCCGCAGGAGCCGCAGCAGCUGGGGAUGUUUGCAGAGGGCGAGCUGAUGUCGGUGGGGAUGGACACCUUCAUCCAUCGCAUUGACUCCACCGAGGUCAUCUACCAGCCACGGCGGAAAAGGGCCAAGCUCAUUGGCAAAUACCUGAUGGGAGACUUACUUGGAGAAGGGUCUUAUGGCAAAGUCAAGGAGAUGUUGGACUCUGAAACCCUCUGUAGGAGAGCUGUGAAAAUACUGAAGAAGAAGAAGCUCCGCAGAAUUCCCAACGGGGAGGCGAACGUGAAAAAGGAAAUUCAGCUCCUGCGACGAUUACGGCACAAAAACGUUAUCCAGUUGGUAGAUGUAUUAUACAAUGAAGAGAAGCAGAAAAUGUAUAUGGUGAUGGAGUACUGUGUGUGUGGCAUGCAGGAAAUGCUGGACAGUGUCCCGGAAAAGAGGUUUCCAGUUUUUCAGGCUCACGGGUACUUUUGUCAGCUUAUAGACGGCUUAGAAUACUUGCACAGCCAAGGGAUUGUCCACAAGGAUAUAAAACCGGGGAACCUCCUGCUAACAACCAAUGGGACACUAAAAAUAUCCGAUUUAGGCGUAGCAGAGGCUUUGCAUCCGUUUGCAGAGGAUGACACGUGCAGAACGAGCCAAGGGUCGCCAGCAUUCCAGCCACCAGAGAUUGCCAAUGGCCUUGACACCUUUUCAGGCUUUAAAGUAGACAUCUGGUCCGCAGGGGUCACGCUAUACAACAUUACAACGGGUCUGUACCCCUUUGAAGGGGAUAACAUCUAUAAAUUAUUUGAAAACAUCGGGAAAGGUGACUACACGAUUCCAGAGGAUUGUGGUCCUCCACUCUCAGACUUAUUGAGAGGGAUGCUUGAAUACGACCCAGCCAAGAGAUUUUCAAUACAGCAGAUAAGGCAGCACAAUUGGUUUCGUAAGAAACACGCUCAGGCAGAGGCUCUGGUGCCCAUACCUCCUAGCCCAGAAACAAAGGACAGAUGGAGAAGUAUGACGGCGGUGCCUUAUCUGGAAGAUCUGCAUGGCUACAAUGAGGAAGAAGAUGAUGACUUGUAUGACAUUGAAGAUGAUAUCAUCUACACUCAGGACUUCACAGUACCAGCUGCAGAGGAGGAAGCUGAGGCAGGGCUUAGAGGACAGAGCAGAGCACUGAGCAGUCAUGACGAGCUCUUUGGAGAGGAAGCCGUGCUCCCGUCGGCCACGGGCACAGAAGAAGAGCGUGAAGCUUAG
Molecule: messenger RNA, 1580 nt
Organism: Antrostomus carolinensis (chuck-will's-widow)
Lineage: Eukaryota; Metazoa; Chordata; Aves; Caprimulgiformes; Caprimulgidae
Gene: STK11
Product: serine/threonine kinase 11
Exons: 9
Coding region: 339-1580 (413 amino acids)
Biological process (GO): glucose homeostasis; regulation of cell growth; protein phosphorylation
Cellular component (GO): cytoplasm
Molecular function (GO): protein kinase activator activity; ATP binding; protein serine/threonine kinase activity
Source: RefSeq, a predicted model, not a curated record